AGCUCCUCCCUCUCACAGCUCUUACCAGGAAGAGACUGACGUGUUAUUUCUGCUUCUCUCACACUGACUCUUUUCUCUACUGACAAAAACAAUAAAGAACCAGCCAUCGGUGAAGAACCAAGAGAAACACUUUAGAGAAGGAUCUUUGUGAAGUUUGGUUCUGAAUAGAUAUUAGAUAUUUGUGAUUCUCAAGGGGAUUUGUUUUUCAAACUGUCGUUCAGAAAGUGAAAGUAAAGUUUAGAUCACUGGAGCUCAAAGAGUGAAAAUGGCUUCUCUAUCUGAAGAUGAUAUUGCGUGUCCUGUAUGUCAGGAAAUCUUCAAGAAUCCUGUAGUUUUAUCAUGUAGUCACAGUGUCUGUAAAGAGUGUCUUCAACAGUUCUGGACAACCAAGAAAACUCAGGAGUGUCCCGUCUGCAGAAGAAGAUCCUCAAAAGAAAAUCCUCCAGUUAGUCUUGCAUUAAAAAACUUGUGUGAGUCGUUCCUGAAGGAGAGAAAUGAGGUUCGUUCAUCAGGAUCUGAGGAGAUCUGCAGUUUACACAGUGAGAAACUCAAACUCUUCUGUCUGGAGGACAAACAGCCGGUGUGUUUAGUGUGUGUUAACUCUCAGAAACACGACAAUCAUAAAUUCAGACCCAUCGAUGAAGUGGUUUCAUCAUAUAAGGAGGAGCUCAACACAGCACUGAAAUCAUUACAGGAGAAACUGAAAGACAAUGAGAAAACAAAAGGAGAGUUAGAGAAAACAGCUGAACACAUCAAGUCUCAAGCUGAGCACACAGAGCGUCAGAUUAAACAGCAGUUUGAGAAGCUUCAUCAGUUUCUCAGAGAUGAAGAAGAAGCUACAAUCACUGCACUGAGAGAGGAAGAGGAGCAGAAGAAGCAGAUGAUGAAGGAGAAGCUGGAGGAGAUGAACAGACACAUCUCAGCUCUUUCACACACAAUCAAAGACACGGAGGAGAAGAUGAGAGCCAGUGACGUCUGCUUUCUGAAGGAGUUUCCGGUCUCGAUGGAAAGAGUCCAGAUCUCAUCACAGCCGGAUCCACAGACUCCUUCUGGAGCUUUGAUUCAUGUGUCACGUUACUUGGGGAACCUGUCCUUCAGAGUCUGGAAGAAGAUGCAGGACAUCGUCCAGAACACUCCUGUGAUUCUGGAUCCAAACACGGCUCAUCCACUCCUCGUUCUGUCUGAUGAUCUGACCAGUGUGAGAUGCAGUGAUAAUCAACCUGUUCCUGAUAAUCCAGAGAGAUUUCAGUAUUAUUCCUGUGUUCUGGGUUCAGAGGGUUUUAACUCAGGAACACACUGCUGGGAUGUGGAGGUUAAAGAGAGUUCACUCUGGAUUAUUGGAGUAACUACAGCAUCAAACCAGAGGAAGGGACGGGAUUUCUAUGAGACUGGUGUCUGGUGUGUGUGGUAUGGAGUAUCUCCAGGUUCUGGUUUUCGUGUUAAACGUAAUCUUGAUCGUGUGAGAGUGAAUCUGGACUAUGACAGAGGAACAGUGUCAUUCUCUGAUCCUGUAACUAACACACAUCUACACACAUUCACAACCUCCUUCACUCACACACUCUUCCCUUUCUUCUCCUGUUAUCAUUCUUCUCUGAGGAUCUUAUCGAUCAGUAGUUGAUGAUAAAGGAUUAGACUAAAUCAUCUUAAUCAUAUCUGACCAAUGAGAAACAGUGAUGUGUCACAGAUCCUGAUUAAAUGAGUCAGUUACACAACAAAUAUUAAUAAUCACUUGUAUAAACUAACAAUGUGUGAUUUCAUGAUUUCAGUCUCAUUUUCAGAUUGAAACAUUAAAAGUUUGUCAUGAUUGUUAGGUUUUAAACUGUGGUCAAAUGUCUGGAAACCCUGAUUUUUUCUUUGUUUCUCAAACUAAAUAUUCAAGUCACUUUUAUUUCUAAAGAACUUUAUAUAAUUCAGUUUAAUUCAAAGCAGCUUUAUAUUAAUAAACAGGAAAAUAACAGCAUCAGUGUUGGAAACUGAAUUAAUUUGUUCCUAAUGUCAGAUAUGAAGCAGAUCUUCAGAAGAGAGUAUAUCGCGUCAUUAUUCAGAUGAUGGUUAUGUUCUGUUUGGGUUUAGUUUUCCCCGUGUUUCUGUUUCCUGAUUGAAUUAUUCAUUAGUUUCUCUGGUUUGGAUUGUUUCAGUUUUCUAGUGUUGAAGUCCUGUGUUUUGCCUCAGCUCCUCAGUUCUGCUCCUGAUGUUAUCUGUGUUGGUUUUCUGUGAGGAUGUUAUUAAAGAUGUGACAUGAAGUCAAACAUUAA
Carassius gibelio (silver crucian carp) is the source of this 2255-nucleotide messenger RNA. RefSeq names its product zinc-binding protein A33-like. NCBI's taxonomy places the organism in Eukaryota, Metazoa, Chordata, Actinopteri, Cypriniformes, Cyprinidae. Gene Ontology annotation, molecular function: protein binding; zinc ion binding. The transcript is spliced from 6 exons. The record is from RefSeq and is a predicted model, not a curated record. Bases 266 to 1618 code for a protein of 450 amino acids.